AUGUCCACGGAAAGCGGCAAACGGCACCACAACCCAGUGGACAGCCUGUGUCGGAAAAUCCAGACCAUCAACAUGUUGGACAAAACCGCCAAUCCUGCCCUGCAGAUCCCGAAGCUCCGAUCCAAGAACUUUGACAGCCCACAGGCCAACGUGAAGAAAAACUUGGAGGAGAUCUUGAAGAAGAGGACGUUGAAAAGCAGCGAGGGCAGCUGGACAAGUCAGGACGCCUCUUUCCUGACCCCUUACAGUGACGAAGUCUUCUCCCCGUGUCUGUCAAAAGUGGCCCCGAGUCACAGGCGCAUCUCGGAUAUCCAGUUUGAGAACAAGACCUUCACCGUGGGUCGAAAUAAAGACCGAGGAAACCGAUUUGCGUUCCCAGCAGUGGAAUCAGGGAGCUAUUUGUCACCUCCCUUCAGAAGCAGAGAAACGGCCCUGGGCCGCUUCUCUGGUAACCAUGGGGCAGAGCACAAAAGUGUGGAUUCUCCUGACAAUAACUGUUUCACAUCAAGUCCCAACUGGUUUGCCCGUGAGUUGAAGUCUAUGCCGCCAGCGUUGCAGUCCCCUGUGGCGAAAAGACUGUCUUUGGGAUGCAGGCUGUCUGUUGGAAUGCAAGACAAUGAGGACAUUGACGUUAGCUUCAUCUGCGAGGAAGACUUGCUGACAACCAUCUUCUCUGCAUGCGAUGUGGACAGAAGAGGUAAAAUUGCCUGGCCUAUGGCCUCAUCUCCUUCUUCUUCGGGUUUCCAGCACUCGGUCACUAAAGUGAAAAGCUUGAAAGAGGAACUGGAAGAAGUCAAAAACCACCUGACUACUUCUGAAGAAAAGGCUGGAAAGCUGUUGACACAGAAUAAACAACUAGAAAAAGAGAACCAGUCCCUCAUUUUGAAGAUUUCGAGUCUUCAGGAAGAGAAUAUUCAAAAUGCUCUGGAUAUGAGUGGUCUCCAGACGAAUAUUGUUGAGUUAUCCAGAAAUGUGGCUGAACUCCAAUUGCAGAUGCAUAUGUAUGAGAACGCUCUGACGGAUAAAGACACAUCCCUCCAUAAGAAGGAUCUAGACAUCCAAGAGCUGAAGUCUACUCUUAAAGAAUAUGCUACUAUCGUGGAGACUCUGCGUGCCGAGAAAGGUAAACUGGUGAGCAACAUACAGCAGAUGCAGCAGGAGUUAAUUUCAAACGGCAUCAACUUUCCUUUGAUGUACAAGUUCAACAGCAGCAUCUUCGAAGGGACCAAAUCGCUGCACUGCGAACUGGAGCUAGCUCAGGAGUCGACAAUCACUGGAAUUGAAUGGACAGCACUGGACGAAUCUCUGGAAAGGGAGGUCUUACUUCUCUUGCAGGGGCCAGAGCAAGUAGGGGAGAAGUUUAAGGCCACCAUCAGAACACUGCGAGAAGAACUGUCUCAGAUGGAGGAGCUAGCAGGACUUCAUCUGCUUCCGUCAGAAGACUUGGAGACAAAUGGGCAAGAAGUCCAUGAGAAAAAACCGGAGGCUCCCAGGAAAGUCUUGGCAAGUAUGAAGACUCUCUGGCUCCAGAAACUCAAUCUCUUGGAGGCACAGAAGGAGUCCUUGGACAAGGAGCUGAUAAAGUUGGUGGGAAACUUAAAGCGAAUGAGAACAGAGCAGCUGCAUUUGAAAAAAGAACUAUCCUUGAGACAGAAUGAGCUAGAAUCUGCCAAACAGCUCCAGGAAGACACCGUUGAAGAAGGAGAACUCUUGCGAUCGACACUCCAAGAGCUGACCAAGCAGCUAGAGGACGCCAAUAGGAAGAUGAAGGACCAGGAAAGAAAACUUUGUGCUGCCUGCGAGCAAGUGCCGACUUUGGAAAAGAAGCUAGAAGGGAGCAUCGCUGAGCAAAGAGCCCUCUGGGCUGCCAACAUAAGCUUGGCGUGUACUUACCAAGAGCUGGAAGAGAACGCCAAAUGUCAGAGUCUGGAUCUCGCUUUCCUCAGAGAGAACCAUUUUAAAGGGCUGUCCAGAAGUGUCCUUUGCCAGAGCUGUGUGUCUGCCAGUGAGAAUCCUUUGUCCGGCUUUAAAUCAAGCGAAGAGGCGAGUACAGAGAAGACCGUCUGCUGCUGUAAAGGGCUUGAACCCCAAGAAACAAGUCCAUUCUCUUACUUGUCCCGGUUACCCAUCUUAAAUGGAUUCUUGCCGUUGUCUCCGUUGCUAGAUGCACUGGCCCUUGACAGUCUCCAGCAGAUAAAGAAGUAUUCUACAUCUAAGACUCCAACAAAGGCUGGAGUCCCGCCCACCUCUAAAGAACAACUGAGGAAUGGAUCCUUCUCGGAUGUGACAUUGGAGGGACACAAGGGUGAGAACUGCCCUGUUGGUCUCCAGACUGAUGCAGACCUUCGUAUUUCUGGCUCAGGGAUGGAAGCUAAGAGGGCCCAGGAGGGUGAUGCUGUGCCUUUGACAGAUGUCGUUUCCAGGGAGCACAUCCCAUCCCAGGACAUUUCUAUCCCUGCAUCAGAAAGUGCUGACGACUCACAUGUUACUGAAACUACACUACUGCAUACCAUGAAGGAGAGAAUUUGUGAGACUGUUUCAGAAGCCGAGGAGGUCAAUGUAGCCGCAGAGCAGGAAACAAAAGAGGAUUGUCGAAACAACAUGGAGGGCAUGACAGGGGAUUCUUCUUCUGCUGUGGCCGUGCCCUGUAUUGCUGCGGAGAGAAGCGGGCAGAAGGGCAUUUUCAGCGUUUCCCCCACCGAGAGAGAAGUGGAGGCAGAAUUUCUUAGGCUUUCUCUGGGAUUCAAAUGUGACCUCUUCACUCUGGAAAAGAGAGUCAGGCUAGAAGAAAGAUCCCGGGAUCUGGCUGAAGGAAACCUAAAAAAGGAGAUUGCUGGUGCCUUAAAGUUACUUGAGUCUCUGGCCUCUCUCAGUGAAGAUAACCAAGCACAGGAGAUAGUGAAGAAACUUCAGAAGAGCUUGGAGCUGCUCAGUCUUUAUGCCAGCCGAGUGGCCAGCAAGGCAGAAAUGCUGGGAGCCAUCCAUCAAGAGACCCGGGUCAGUAAGGCAGUUGAGGUGAUGAUCCAGCAUGUGGAGAACCUGAAGCGUACGUACGCGCGAGAACACGCAGAGCUGGAGGAGCUAAAGGAGGUGCUCUUCCAGAACGAAAAGUCCUUCAGCUCUUCGGGGGACCGAGAUGAAUUGUCAAGUAAAAAGCUCUCCAACUCUCUAAAGUUUGAGCCAGCAUCCUCCCUACGCAGAGUUAGCAUCGCAGCCUUGCCCAGGAAUGUGGGAAAUGCUGGCUCCGGCUUGCCCUUGGCUCCGUCGAAUGAAAUGGACAGAAGUGACCAGAAUGAGAAACUCAACAGGCGCUCGAGUUGGAACACUCUUACGGAGCCGACGCCUCCUGAGACGAAAGCAAGCAAGGCGCAGAAGCUGAACGAAAAAGAACGUUCUUCAUCAGCGCAUAAUAAUUUCGGCAACUCUGCAAGGUUAGGACUGAUCGGAAGCAGCUUCGGUCGAGAGAUUCAGCCUUGGCUGGUGACGUGGUUCAUGAAACCGUUCCGCCAGGAAGCGGUGACUGUUGUGUGGCUUAAUGGGUCCAGAGCAGCCCUCGGCUCCAGGGGUCCGGGUUCCGUGUCCCUGCUGCAGAGUGUGAUCCUGGCCGGUGGCAUCCUGUUUGGAAUUGCAGGAACCGCCCUCUCUGCUGACGCCUUAAAGCUGAAUGCGGAGCGGAUGCGCUGCUGGCCAGGGGAAGGGGAAAAUAAAGCUUUUCUAUACAUCUGGGCAGCACAGCCAGUUCUGGGUUUUGGGGAGCCCCAAAGGACCCCCUCUCUUUCUCCGACCACCACCAGCUCCCCUGCUCAUGCAUCCUUCACGUUCAUCCACAUCCCCACAUGCCUGUUUCCUUCCCCUCCCGCUGACCGUUUGACCCCUCUCCAAUGCUACUGGGUGCAGCGGGCCCUGCCAGAAACCCUCCGCCCCAGCAGCUCCCCUAUCCCGGGUUUUUGGCUUCCUAUUUCACGGUAUCUCAGCUAUAUAUCAUGCCAUCUACAAGUUCAGGAAGGUGUGACGACUUCUUUUCUCUGCAGGUGCAGACGGGUUUCUUCUUGGGCUUGCUCUCUCCGGACCGCCUUAACCAGGGCCAACAAGACUCUCUGCGUUUCUCUGGUCGCCAUCGUGGUUUUGGCUAUCCUUUCCUCGUUAAUCGUGGGCCUGUCGUUCCAGAGACCUGCCGAAGCUGCCCUGGUCGGGACAGGGAACGCUUGGACUUCCAUCCAGCAGCUGCUGUGGCCAUACACCGGGCUCCGGCAUGAGGGGCCUCCGCCCGUGUAACAUACCACUGUUUGUCAGAUGGGUCUCCAAAGGCAGAGCUGGGGACGGCCUGCUGCAGAUCCUCAACCUGGGUUUAGUGCAAAGGGGAUAGUUGAAGCUGUCUAAGUUAUAAUGUGAUCCACGGUCCUACCUGGAAAAUUAAAACUUGGUCGUCGCCCUAAAGGGAGCUGGUUUCGUUCUCCAGAAAUGUUAACGUUGGCAUGUUCCAAAGUUGCAUUUCUUGCUUUCUCGCACUGCAAUUUCUGUCUACUGAAUGAAUGAGUUUUUUGUUUUUUAAAGCGUCUUUUUUCUUUUCAUCCCACUUAACCUUCAAGGCUUUGGGAAAUUAAAAAUGUCUUAAUGUAUUUGGGAGCAAGCAUAGCUUUGGAUUAAAUUUAGUAUUUAUUAUAAAACACA
Molecule: messenger RNA, 4671 nt
Organism: Sphaerodactylus townsendi
Lineage: Eukaryota; Metazoa; Chordata; Lepidosauria; Squamata; Sphaerodactylidae
Gene: IRAG2
Product: inositol 1,4,5-triphosphate receptor associated 2
Exons: 36
Coding region: 1-4275 (1424 amino acids)
Cellular component (GO): endoplasmic reticulum membrane
Source: RefSeq, a predicted model, not a curated record